AUGGCAUCGGGUGAUCAACACUCAACCGACGCUCAUGAUCAUGAUUCAGAUGAUGAUACUUCAACAGCAAUAGGUUAUAAACCACCACAGAAAGUUCAUCUAGAAACAUUACUUUCCAGAGAUGCUGAUGAUUCUUCAUUAGAUCGUUAUAAAAAACAACUAUUAGGCAAUGAUAUGCAGAAAUUAUCCACUGUUAUUGAUGCGAAUGAUCCACGCCUUGUUAUACCUUUACGAAUUAGCCUAAUAUUUGAAAAUCAUGAACCAAAUGUUGUCUUUGAUUUAAACGGAUCAAUAGAACAUAUUCGACAAGCUCAUUCAAAACGUAGUGUAACAAUAAAAGAAGGAGAAUCAUAUCGUAUUCAACUAGAAUAUUACGUACAACGAGAUAUUGUCACCGGUUUAAGUUUUACACAAAAAAUAAAGAAAGCUAAGACGAUUACAGUGGAUAGAACAAAGUAUAUGAUUGGAAGUCGUGCUCCGAGUCCCGAUCUUCAGACGUAUCUUGGUGAAGUCGAAGUGGCACCAAGCGGAGUGAAGAGACAAAAGAUGCUGUUAGAAAAUGAUCAAUUCCUCUUGGAAUUAACAAAACUAUUUCAACAACAACGUGUAAAAAAUGUUGGCUCGUUAUUGCUAAACAUGAAACGCUACGAUGGUCGUACAAAACCAAAGCCACGCGAUAAAAAGAAACAACAAAAUCAACAGUCAACCUCGACUAAUGCUGCUUCAUCACCUUCAACAUCUGAUUCACCAGCGACGGGUGCCCACAUUGAAUAUAAAUGUCUUCUUCAUGCCAAAUUCGGUUCGAAAAAGUUAUCAACCGUUGUUUCAGCUAAAGAUGUUAAUCGUUUUCAAUUGGCCUAUUCAAACUUGUUAAAAGCAAAUAUGGACACAUUGAAAAAGAAAGAAAAAGAAAAAAAAACAGCCGCGGCGGCGGUAGGACAAGCAACCGCAUCCACCACAAAUGUUCCGCCGUCAACGGUAACUUCCCCUGUACCUCCUUCUCCCUCAUCGAUUGCACAAUCAUCUGCAGUAGUAACAACGAAUUCGCCAAGAAAAAAGAAGAAAAAAGACGAUAAAUAA
Messenger RNA from Didymodactylos carnosus, 1080 nucleotides. NCBI's taxonomy places the organism in Eukaryota, Metazoa, Rotifera, Eurotatoria, Philodinida, Philodinidae. The record is from the annotation of a GenBank genome assembly.